Molecule: messenger RNA, 1374 nt
Organism: Aspergillus vadensis CBS 113365
Lineage: Eukaryota; Fungi; Ascomycota; Eurotiomycetes; Eurotiales; Aspergillaceae
Product: phosphoglycerate mutase family protein
Exons: 3
Coding region: 71-1237 (388 amino acids)
Source: RefSeq, a predicted model, not a curated record
CCGGCACAACUCACAACUACAUUCACUCACUCCCUAUCUUCUCCAAACCCUAUACUUGAGUCCUGUAAACAUGCCUCUAGACACAAUAUACCUCACCCGCCAUGGCCACCGCCUCAACUGGACAAUCGACUACAAAACCGGCACCUACCACGCCCAAUUCCCUACUCCAACCGGUAACCCAGCAGACCCAACCCUAACCUCUCACGGCGUGCGCCAAUCCCACGAACUGGCCGCCCAUUUCACCAGCGACAACAUAUCCCCCAAGCCAUUCCGCAUCUACAGCAGUCCAUUCUACCGAUGUCUGCAGACAAUCCAACCCACCGUCGAAGCAUUGAAGCAGCAGCAGCAGGCAAACACCACCCCCGGUACCAACAACGAACCCCCCGCAAUCGACACCAACGCCGACUUAACCGUCCGCACUGAACCAGGCCUGGGAGAAUGGUUCGGCCCAACAACCUUCUUCCACCACCCGACCCCCGCACCGGCCUCAGUCCUAUCCACCCACUUCCCUACCAUCCUCCCAUCCAAUGAACAAAACUCACAGACCUAUAACCCAAUCCUCCACCCCUCCACCCGCGGCGAAACCAUCGCCCAACUCCACGACCGCGUCGCAACUACCCUCUCAGCCCUGAUCACCUCCGUCGACGAGGAGAUCUCCGCUAUCGAGAAAUCACUCCCUCCUGCUCAACGGACCAGCAAAGCUAUCCUGAUCUGCUCGCAUGCAGCCCCGCUGAUCGCUAUGGGACGGGCCUUGACGGGGGAUAUGCCGGGGGAUUCUUCGGUUGAGGAUUUCAAGGUGUAUACGGCGGGGGUGAGUACCUUUGUCAGGAGGAGGGUAGGGGAGGGUGUUAGGGAGGAUGGAGAAGGGGAAAGGGAAGGGGGUGAGCUUGCGCCGGGGACGGAGGUACUACUGCUAGAUGGAGGGGUGAAAGUUCCUGAUUGGAAGGGUGGAAAGGGAGUUGCUGGGGGGUGGGAGUGUGUGAGCAAUGGGGAUUGUGGGUUUUUGAGUGGUGGGGCGGAGAGGGGAUGGUAUGUUCUGUUCUGUUCUUUUCUUCUUCUUUAUUGGUUUUGUCUUGGUUUGGUAUGGGAUGGUGGUUGGUUGCUAACUGUUCGCUGGUAUAGGCACUUCGAUGGUGAUGAGUCGUUUGAUACGGGCCCCAUGGCUGGGCCGUCGGCUACCCCGACUUCUAGUGUGGAGUCGUCGGUUGAGACUGAUUUGGGGGAAAGUAAGUUAUAGAUAGAAGGGGCUUUGUGUGGAUGUGGAUGUCAUCGGGGAUAAACUAGUACACUCAGGCUGUAGUAAAUAUAUUUGCGCUAAUAGACUAGAUAUCUUGCCGCAUUAGGCGGUAUGGAAAUAUGAUCGCAACUAUCAAU